Messenger RNA from Kalmanozyma brasiliensis GHG001, 543 nucleotides. RefSeq names its product Ribosome biogenesis factor NIP7-like protein. Gene Ontology annotation, cellular component: preribosome, large subunit precursor; nucleolus; nucleus. The record is from RefSeq and is a predicted model, not a curated record. The transcript has a single exon. Lineage: Eukaryota; Fungi; Basidiomycota; Ustilaginomycetes; Ustilaginales. Bases 1 to 543 code for a protein of 180 amino acids. Gene Ontology annotation, molecular function: RNA binding. Gene Ontology annotation, biological process: ribosome assembly; ribosomal large subunit biogenesis.
AUGCGACCCCUCACAGAAGAGGAAACCAAGACGCUCUUCGAAAAGCUCGCCAACUAUGUGGGCAAGAACCUCGUUCACCUCAUUGACCGACCUGACGACCCGCACGUUUUCCGUCUGCACCGCGAUCGCGUCUACUACGUCUCCGAGUCGUCGAUGCGGCUAGCGAUCUCGGUUGCGCGGCCGAACCUCAUGUCGCUCGGCACGUGUUUUGGCAAGUACAGCAAGACGGGCAAGUUCAGGCUCCAUGUUACUGCGCUGGACUACCUGGCACAGCACGCAAAGUACAAGGUGUGGAUCAAGCCCAAUGGCGAACUUCCGUUCUUGUAUGGGAAUCAUGUCGUCAAGGCGCACCUGGGGAGGAUCACGGAUGAUACGCCCGAACAUGCAGGGGUGGUGGUGAUGAGCAUGGGGAAUACGCCCCUGGGAUUCGGGGUUACGGCUAGGAGCACGGUCGAUACCAGGAAACAGGACCCAACGAGUAUCAUCGUCUUCCACCAGGCGGACGUUGGCGAGUACUUGAGAGAUGAAGAUACGCUCUUCUGA